GUUAAACAACUGUCAAAAAUCCACAUGGCAACAAAUUUUGUAAGAGCAAAUGGAAUUUUCAAUUUUGACAACGCGUUAUAUGAUGAAGUUAGAUGUGAAGCAUAAAAGUGUGAAAGAGAGAAGAAAAAACUGACGAAGAAUAAAGGUUCUCGACAAGCCCGUCUGAAUAUAAACUUGUUCGAAGAUCAGUAUAAUUAUCGUAUAAGUUGUGAGUCUGUACCCAUCGACGACGCCGUAAAAAUAAAAUUUUGAACGGCGAUGUAAUCUAAUGACAAUUUCAAUAUUUUGCUCAGCUGACAUUCCAAACUGAUAGCUAUUUUUAUAUCAUUUCGUUUUAUUUGUGUUUCCUCAAUUAACCAAUAAUAACGCGAUUUGGGAGCAAAAGAAAUUAAAAUUAAUCAGUGCAACAUCGUAGAUACAUACAUAUAACUAUCUAAAAGUAAUAUUGAAGCCAAUUUAAAAGGGUCACAGAAAGUCGUAAUAAUGGAUUUCACAACAUUUGCCAAACCAAGCACAGUCGAUACAAAUAAUGAUAAAAGUAACUCGGAUCUUCACUUUUGGAAGCAUGUGGAGUAUAUCGAGAAUCACGGUAAGGAUCAGGACGAUUUUGAAUACUGCAUGACAGAGUUUCUACGUAUGUCGGGCAUCUACUGGGGUGUAACUGCCUUAGAUAUAAUGAACCAGCUGGAUCGCCUCGACCGCAAGUCAAUUAUAGAUUUUAUACGUCGCUGCCAAUGUCCGGUGACAGGUGGCUUUGCGCCAUGUGAAGGUCACGACCCCCACAUGCUGUACACGCUGUCUGCCAUACAAAUUCUAUGCAUUUAUGACGCUUUAAACGAAAUUGAUUGUGAAGCUGUGGUGCGCUACGUGAGCGGUUUACAACAAUUCGAUGGUAGCUUUUUUGGUGACAAAUGGGGGGAGGUAGAUACACGUUUUAGCUUUUGUGCUGUGGCCAUACUUACGCUAUUGGGGCGCAUGGAAGGCACAAUUAAUGUUGAACGUGCAGUAAAAUUCGUAAUGUCGUGUUGUAAUCAAACCGAUGGCGGUUUCGGUUCAAAACCAGGCGCUGAAUCGCACGCUGGCCUAAUUUAUUGCUGUGUAGGCUUUUUAUCCUUGACGCAAAGCUUGCAUCUGCUCGACAUCGAUAAGUUGGGUUGGUGGUUGUGUGAACGUCAGCUAACAUCAGGUGGACUUAAUGGGCGUCCUGAAAAGUUGCCAGAUGUCUGUUACUCUUGGUGGGUGCUCUCAUCGCUGACCAUUAUGGGCCGCUUACAUUGGAUUAGCGCCGAUAAAUUAAAAGAAUUCAUAUUGUCAUGUCAAGACAACGAAACUGGUGGCUUUGCAGAUCGCACCGGAAAUUUGCCCGACAUUUUUCAUACACUUUUUGGCAUAGGCGCACUCUCGCUACUGGGCUUUGAGGGACUCAAACCGAUUAAUCCAACACUGUGCAUGCCACAAUAUGUAAUUGAUCGUUUGGGCAUUGAACCGCAAAUAUUGCCAAGACCAUGAAGGAAGAGAAAUGUGUAUCGAAAAUUACUAUUACUAUUAUAAGUUAAAUAAAGUUUUGCACGGCAACUUCAAGUGCUUUAUUUGGGUCGCAAAAAGGUUGCAUAUAUUAGUUAAAAAAUUAACAAAAAAAAUAUUUAAAUCGAUUUUGUGCAUGAAAUAGCUUUGUUAAACAAUAUAAGACCGCUCAACAGUUAUGAUAUAUUAAACAUACAUAUUUUAUUAUGGAACAAUUGUAAAAUUGAUUUGUCGAAGCCGAAUCAAAGAUAUACAUAUGUAGCUUUAUUUUUGCACUAAAUAUUCAAAUAUUUGUUUACACA
Molecule: messenger RNA, 1826 nt
Organism: Ceratitis capitata (Mediterranean fruit fly)
Lineage: Eukaryota; Metazoa; Arthropoda; Insecta; Diptera; Tephritidae
Gene: betaggt-II
Product: geranylgeranyl transferase type-2 subunit beta
Exons: 1
Coding region: 484-1509 (341 amino acids)
Biological process (GO): protein geranylgeranylation
Cellular component (GO): Rab-protein geranylgeranyltransferase complex
Molecular function (GO): Rab geranylgeranyltransferase activity
Source: RefSeq, a predicted model, not a curated record